Molecule: messenger RNA, 1296 nt
Organism: Diaporthe amygdali
Lineage: Eukaryota; Fungi; Ascomycota; Sordariomycetes; Diaporthales; Diaporthaceae
Product: pyruvate decarboxylase
Exons: 6
Coding region: 1-1296 (431 amino acids)
Molecular function (GO): carboxy-lyase activity; magnesium ion binding; thiamine pyrophosphate binding
Source: RefSeq, a predicted model, not a curated record
AUGUCCGAAAUACUUGUAGGGGAGUACUUGUUCCGUCGUCUCAAGCAGACUGGCGUUCAGACUAUCUUUGGCGUCCCGGGUGAUUUCGAGCUUGCUCUCCUCAACCUGGUUCCUGAGCAGGACCUUUCAUGGGUUGGAACGCCCAACGAACUCGUCGGUGUAUACGCUGCUGAUGGCUAUGCACGUGAGAAGGGUUUUGGAACCCUUUUCACCACUUUCGGACCGGGUGAGCUGAGUGCUCUAUGUGGCAUUGGCGGUGCAUUUUGUGAGAAUGUUCCCGUGCUGCACAUUGUCGGCUACCCCACGAGGCCCGUCCAGGCGAGUGGUAGAAUCAUCCAUCACACACUUGGUGAUCUUCGCUACGAUAUCGGAGUCUCAGAGGACGUCGCGUAUUCCAUGAUCCCGUCAUCGUACCUUGAGAACAAGCUCAUCACUGCUCUUCCCCCGGGCAAUGCAGACGUGGAACAAAAGGUCAUUUCGGCGAUUUGCAAGGCUCUAGCUGAGUCACAGCGCCCUAUUCUCCUAGUUGACGGCGGCGCUGCCCGUAGCAGCUGGGAGUUCUCUGAGCUUGUUGACACUCUCAGAAUCCCUGUGUUCACGACGACGUUGGGUAAGGGUAUUGUAGAUGAGAGCAGCCCCUACUAUAUGGGUGGCUAUGAUGGCAUCGGCUCUCUACCGGAAGUGACGGAGAUUGUAGAAGCGGCGGACUGUGUGCUUUGGUUAGGAGGCCUGCCUUCUGACUUCAACACUCUUGCGUUUACUUUCCACAUAAGCUCAUCCGCGACUGUGAUUGACUUUCAGAGACUCUUCGUACAGAUAAACGAUACGAAGAUCGAGGCCAAGAUCUCACAAAUUCUUCCCAGACUUACCAAAGCAAUUGAGACAGAGCAGCCUCUCUCUGGCGAGAGAUCACAUGUCAAGCGCCCAGAGCGUCCCGCCGUUCCGAUGCCUAAAGCUAUUGAACAGGAUUGGCUGUGGCCACGCAUCUCGACUUGUCUCAAGCCCGGUGAUCUCAUCGUGACUGAGACUGGGACCGCCCAGUUCGGCUUUAAUAUGAUUACCAUGCCGCAUGGUGCGAAGCUGUGGACACAAGCUGUAUAUGGAAGUAUCGGAUACGCUGCCGGUGCAGCGAUGGGAGGCUCCAUUGCGGCCAAGGAGAUGGGUACCUAUAAGCGGAUCAUCCUGAUCACGGGCGAGGGGAGUUUGCAGUUGACUGUGCAAGCUUUCCCAAUCCUGAACAGACAUGGACUCACGCCCGUGGUGCAAGUUUCAGGAUUCCUUUUCUCUCUAGAUUAG